Messenger RNA from Rotaria sp. Silwood2, 498 nucleotides. The record is from the annotation of a GenBank genome assembly. NCBI's taxonomy places the organism in Eukaryota, Metazoa, Rotifera, Eurotatoria, Philodinida, Philodinidae.
AUGACGAUAACAGCAAGUACAUCGUCAAAUUUACCUGAUAAAGAUCAAAUCCAUGCACAUGUUCGACGUGACGAAUGUCAGACAUUUGUUGCUUAUAGAAGUCUUUGUAUUGGACAUUAUCAUCAAACAUCAGGUAUAACUGUUAAUGAAUCAAAACGUAGACAAUUAAUUCAACAAUCAGCAACUGCUGUUGCAUCAUCAAAGGCAACAAUGAUACCAUCAAAAAUUCAAUCUAUUGAAACACCUUUAACUCUUGGUCUUAAAAAUUGGCGACGAAAAACAGCACAACCGAAUUUACCACCUGUUCAAUCAAUUUUACUUAAUACAUCAACAACUAUAGAUGAGUCAACGGCAACAUCCGAUUCUAAUCAAGCAUGUUCAUCUGCUAGUUCAAUUGAUAAUCAUGCUGACGAUUAUAUUUUUGCUCAAAAAUCAAUUUCAAUAAUACAACAAUUCCAUUCGUUUGUGCUUUAUCAUCAAAAGUUGUUCAUGCAUUAG